Messenger RNA from Leptopilina boulardi, 1519 nucleotides. RefSeq names its product L-lactate dehydrogenase-like. Lineage: Eukaryota; Metazoa; Arthropoda; Insecta; Hymenoptera; Figitidae. Gene Ontology annotation, biological process: carboxylic acid metabolic process. The coding region runs from base 211 to 1419 and encodes 402 amino acids. The transcript is spliced from 8 exons. Gene Ontology annotation, molecular function: L-lactate dehydrogenase (NAD+) activity. The record is from RefSeq and is a predicted model, not a curated record. Gene Ontology annotation, cellular component: cytoplasm.
AUUUGUAUAACAAAUGAUAUUUGUCUAAAAGGUAAAACUGAAGUUAGCGUUUAAUUUUUUUUUUUUUUUUGACAGGAAUAAAAAAUAAAUAAUUUUUAUUAUUUUUUGUUACGAGAGGAAGAAAAAUAUUAUUUUUUUCCAAGCAAUGUACACGUGUAAUAAAUGUGUACGACAAAAUUUUGUUAAGUAAAAAUUUGUUGUCAAAAAAUUAUGUUAUUUUUUGCGGCACUUCGAAUAUCUGGACAAUUGAUAAAAAAUCCAUCAGUAAAAUAUUUUUCAACAACAUGUUAUUUUAAUCGUUUACAUCCAGCAACAAUAUUGAAUGAUGUGUUUGGUGGUAAAAUAAGGAAUUCCACAUCAAAAGCUUGUGAUAGGCAAAAUGAUACAAAGCAAGAUGUUCAAAAACUAAAUUUAGCACCUCAACCGUGUUUAAAAGAAGAACUCGUUUGCAAUGUCUCAGAACCUGUGCGAGAUGCACGAAAUAAAGUUACUAUCGUUGGAUCAGGAAUGGUGGGAAUUGCAUGUGCGAAUGCUCUUCUUUUCCAGAGAAUAACAAAUCAUUUGGCGAUCGUGGAUGCUUUUCCAAAAAAAUUAGAAGGCGAGGGUAUGGACUAUUGUCAGGGAUCAGUUUUUCUUGACAAUCCACGAAUUGAUUAUGAUACAGAUUUUUGUGUUACAAGCAAUUCCAAAGUGGUGAUUAUAACAGCUGGUGCACGUCAAAAAAAGAGUGAAAGUCGAUUAGAUUUGGUACAGAAAAAUGUGGAUAUUCUCAAAAAUAUUAUUCCACCUUUAGUUCAAUAUAGUCCGAAUGCCGUUUUUCUUGUGGUUACCAAUCCAGUUGACAUUUUGUCCUGGGUAACAUGGAAGGUGAGUGGAUUGCCAGUUAAUCAAAUAAUUGGAAGUGGAACGCACCUAGAUAGCGCCAGGUUUCGUUACAUGAUUGCCAAUAGAAUUGGAGUGGCUCCCACUUCUGUUCAUGGACAUAUCGUCGGUGAACAUGGAGAUAGUCAAGUUCCCUUAUGGUCAGGAGUGAAUAUCGCAGGUGUACAAUUUCGCGAUAUUUUGCCAAACAUUGGAUUAGAAACGGAUGAGGAAAAUUGGAAAGAUAUUUUUAGUGAUGUUGUAAAGUGUGGAUCGACAGUUAGAUGUUUAAAAGGGUAUUCAAAUACUGCCGUUGGUCUUGCAAUUGCUGAUAUAACUAGUGCCAUUCUUCGCAAUACUCUCGAAGUAAAGACAAUUUCCACUCUCAUGCAGGGCCACUAUGAAAUUUGUCACGAGAUAUUUCUCUCAAUUCCCUGUGUUCUUGGUGAAAAUGGAAUAACUCACGUUGUCCGUCAACGAAUGACGGAAUUAGAAAGAAAAUUAUAUCAAACAUCGGCAAAUGUUGUAAAUAAUAUACAAAAGAACAUAAAACUUUAAUUUUUAUUACGCCCAAUUAUUUUUUUUUUCUCUAUUAAAUUUCCGUUCUUUUAAAUCUGUACAUUUCGUUAUUUUAAUAAACCAAAAAACAUAUAUUGUA